CCAACAAUCAGUUACCGCAAAAUGGAGUAUAAAUCGUCAGGAUAUUAAUUUUUUACGUUCCCGAGACUCGUUCACACUCCCCGUCAUUACGUUAUAAUUAUUGUUCGUUAAUUUCUUAAUUUAAUAGUGCAAGAUUUUAUAAGUCUUUAUGGUCAUCGACUACCAGUGGGAGAAUCACUUGCUCGUCGUAGCCGACUUAUAUCAUCAAUUUUUCUGGCAAAAUUGAAGAUUCACUAGGACAUAAUAAAGGCGAAAAUGGUUCGGGCAGCGCAAAUCGCUGUUUGUACCCUCAAUCAGUGGGCUAUGGAUUUUGACGGUAAUUUCCGGCGAAUUUUACAAAGUAUACAGAUUGCCAAAGAUGCUGGUGUUACCUACAGGAGUGGUCCAGAGCUCGAGAUAAGUGGUUACAGUUGCGAAGAUCAUUUUUACGAAUCAGAUACGCUUCUUCACUCGUGGCAGGUGUUGGCUAGCUUAUUGAAGUCUUCGAUUUGUGAGGACAUUCUAAUUGACGUCGGUAUGCCGGUUAUGUACAAAAAUGUCACCUACAAUUGUAGAGUAGCUUUCUUAAAUCGAAAAGUAUUACUAAUUAGGCCGAAAAUGCACCUGUGCGAGGAUGGCAAUUACCGUGAAAGAAGAUGGUUCUCACCUUGGACGAAAGAAAAAACUGUAGAGGAUUAUUUUCUUCCAAAAGUAAUUGCCGAGAUAACAAAUCAAAUCACCGUGCCAUUCGGAGAUGGUGUUAUCGCAACAAAAGAUACUUGUAUAGGUUUUGAAAUUUGUGAAGAAUUAUGGAAUCCGUCGAGUAAACAUAUUUCUAUGUCACUCGAUGCGGUCGAAAUAAUAUCAAAUGGCAGUGGAUCAUAUUUUGAGCUUCGUAAAGCAAAUGUAACAGUCGAUUUAGUGAAAUCGGCCUCUUUCAAAUCUGGUGGAUGCUAUAUGUUUAGUAAUUUGCGAGGCUGUGAUGGUGCAAGAGUAUACUUCAACGGUGGUUCGAGUAUUACAUUAAAUGGAAAAAUUCUGAAUCGUGGAAAGCAAUUUUCUUUAGAAGAAGUGGAAGUUGUCAUAGCAACUAUCGAUGUCGAUGAUAUUCGGAGUUACCGGAACAGCAUUCGCUCUCGAUCUCAUUUAGCUGCAAAGUCCGAUCCUUAUCCAAGAAUUCACGUAGACUUUUAUUUAACAUCAGAACGAUUUUAUGAACAUUCACUGAAUAAACUACUUCAUUUGACUGACGAAGAUACGGACAAUUCGCUAAUAUUGUAUCAUUCACCCGAAGAAGAAAUUUUAUUGGCCCCUGCUUGCUGGCUUUGGGACUACCUCCGGCGAUCCUGUCAAGGUGGUUUCUUUUUGCCAUUGAGUGGUGGCGUUGAUUCGGCUUCCACCGCUUGUAUAGUUUAUUCAAUGUGCUGUAUGGUCGUUGAAUCUAUCGAAGCUGGAGACAUGCAAGCACUUAUAGACAUAAGAAAAAUAGUCGGACGUCAGGAUUAUAUACCCACAGAUCCAAAACAGCUGUGUAAUACGAUUCUCGUAACUUGUUACAUGGCUACUGAAAAUUCUUCGGUCGAAACAAAAUUAAGAGCAUCGAGUCUCGCUAGCGAAUUGGGCACUCAUCAUGAGAGUAUUGUCAUUGAUUCUGCAAUAUCCGCUAUUUUAGCUAUAUUUUCCCAAAUAACGAAAUUAAAACCAAAUUUCAAGGCUAAGGGGGGCUCACCAAGAGAAAAUUUAGCUCUUCAAAAUCUUCAAGCGAGAACUCGAAUGGUUAUCUCCUAUUUGUUUGCACAAUUAAUGCUGUGGGCCCAAGGUAGACCGGGCGGUCUUCUCGUUCUUGGGAGCAGUAACGUCGACGAAGCACUCCGCGGAUAUUUUACGAAGUACGAUUGUAGCAGUGCCGAUUUAAAUCCAAUUGGCGGAAUUGCUAAAAAUGAUUUAAGACGAUUUCUUAAAUAUUUUCGGGUGAAAUACAACAUUUCCUCUAUCGAUGAUAUUUUGAAAGCACCACCGACUGCCGAACUGGAACCACUUGACAACCAACAAUUACACCAACUCGAUGAAACCGAUAUGGGGAUGACUUACAACGAAUUAGGAAUUUUUGGUCGCAUCAGGAAACAGUAUUACGCUGGACCAUAUUCCAUGUUUUGUAAACUCGUCCACGUGUGGCAUCACAUUCAUCCCAGAGAAGUUGCCAAUAAGGUCAAGCAUUUUUAUCGUUGCUACGCAAUUAAUCGUCAUAAAAUGACGAUUUUAACACCGUCAUGUCAUGCGGAAACAUAUAGUCCAGAUGAUAAUAGAUUCGACCAUCGACAAUUUCUCUAUAAUCACACGUGGAAAUGGCAAUUUCAAGCAAUUGAUAAAAAGGAGCUGCAAUUGUCAAAGGAGAAAUUCACACCAAAAAUUAAAAACGCCUCUGAGAGAUUGUCUUCAACAACUAGAUUUCUGCCAGUCAGCCCUGUUGAUACGACCGAGUUGAAACAUAUAUAAAUUUUCUGACAGGCUUGGUUAUGUG
Molecule: messenger RNA, 2500 nt
Organism: Ceratosolen solmsi marchali
Lineage: Eukaryota; Metazoa; Arthropoda; Insecta; Hymenoptera; Agaonidae
Gene: Nadsyn
Product: NAD synthetase
Exons: 12
Coding region: 256-2475 (739 amino acids)
Biological process (GO): NAD+ biosynthetic process
Cellular component (GO): cytoplasm
Molecular function (GO): glutaminase activity; NAD+ synthase (glutamine-hydrolyzing) activity; ATP binding
Source: RefSeq, a predicted model, not a curated record